AUGUCGAGGCACUCGAAAGAGUCGACCCGAGAGAAAUCUCAGAUCGAGCUUGAUCCAAAAUAUGACCACUACGAGUUUCCUACUGUCUCUCCCGGCAACCAGCCCGGUCACCCUGGCCAUACAACCCCAGAACAGGAUGCACAAGUCUUCCAGUUGCGUGCCAUGCUCGAACAGGCAGGCUGUACCUCUGGGCUGGAUACCCUGACUCUUUUGCGAUUUUUAAGAGCAAGAAAGUUCAACGUUGAGCUGAGUAAACAAAUGUUCCUCAACAACGAGAAAUGGCGCAAAGAAUUCGGCGUCGAAGACCUCAUUCGCAACUUUGAGUACAAAGAAAAACCUCAGGUGUUCCAGUACUACCCACAGUACUAUCACAAAACAGACAAGGAUGGCCGCCCUGUCUACAUUGAGCAGUAUGGAAAAAUUGACCUGAACGCCAUGUACAAAAUCACCACCUCGGACCGAAUGGUUCAGAACUUGGUGGUUGAGUAUGAAAAGAUGGCUGAUCCACGACUGCCCGCCUGUUCCCGUAAGGCAGGAAAGUUGCUCGAGACUUCUUGUACCAUUAUGGAUAUGAAAGGCGUGGGCGUGGGAAAGAUAUCUUCCGUCUAUGGUUACCUCAAGUCAGUUAGUGCCAUCUCACAAGAUUAUUACCCAGAGCGAUUGGGUAAGUUGUACAUCAUCAAUGCGCCCUGGGGCUUCAGUAGUGCUUUCAGCUUCGUCAAGGGUUUCCUCGAUCCUGUCACCGUCGCCAAGAUUCAUGUCCUCGGGUCGGGGUACCAGACCGAACUUCUCAGUCAAAUUCCAGCAGAGAACCUCCCGGUCCAAUUCGGUGGCAAGUGUGAGUGUGAGGGUGGCUGUGAAUACAGCGACGAUGGCCCCUGGCAUGACCCUCAAUGGGCUAAACCACCGAAAUGGCAAAGAGAAGGAUCUGCCUCCGAGCAGAAAGCAGGAGAUGUGGUCCAACCUGCGCCGACCGAUGGGGCACAGGAUCCGCUUGAGCAGAAGCAGGAUGCUGCUCCGGCGAAUGCUCCAGCCAAGGUUGAGAACGCGCCGACCGACGGGCCCAAAAUUCCUCUCGAGAAUCAGUGA
This is a messenger RNA of Exophiala aquamarina CBS 119918, 1089 nucleotides long. RefSeq lists its product as uncharacterized. The record is from RefSeq and is a predicted model, not a curated record. The transcript has 3 exons. NCBI's taxonomy places the organism in Eukaryota, Fungi, Ascomycota, Eurotiomycetes, Chaetothyriales, Herpotrichiellaceae. The coding region runs from base 1 to 1089 and encodes 362 amino acids.